Acanthoscelides obtectus is the source of this 540-nucleotide messenger RNA. The record is from the annotation of a GenBank genome assembly. NCBI's taxonomy places the organism in Eukaryota, Metazoa, Arthropoda, Insecta, Coleoptera, Chrysomelidae.
AAAUAAUGCGAUUAAGUAAAUCUAAGCAAACGUGCUGCUUCGCGCCUUUCAGCGGUUACAAGCAACAGUUGCGCUUAGUUCCUCGUUCUACCGAAGCUUAUUAAUUUAAAUCGUGGUUUGGGUGAUUGGUACGCCAGUACUGGUACUCUAGUUUUCGUAGCAAGUCACGGCGUGAAGUUGUGAUGAAAGAUGAGACAAUUCCUGAGGCUGAUAGACAAUCUUAUCAUACAGUUCUUGUGGACGUGUCAUGUUUUAUAUAAUAGCUGGGUAACAAAAGGAGACAUGAAGCUAAGUCCCAGCCGCGAAAAACCCGAACGUUACGACAUCGAGCACAAACGUCACUUCGUCCAUCUUUUCACCACGACCACAGAUGAAGGCAGGCCCUUGUGUUACAUGGACAUGUACGAGAUGACGUCACCUGCCGAUGAAGAGAGAUUCAGAGAAUUCUUCUCCGGGGGCGUGCCUAAUAGUACCUACUUCAAGUACCAUAGGGCGAGCUCCAGGCCGAACUUGUUGUGCAGUGACUUAUUGUGGAUGUAG